Penicillium samsonianum is the source of this 885-nucleotide messenger RNA. RefSeq lists its product as uncharacterized. NCBI's taxonomy places the organism in Eukaryota, Fungi, Ascomycota, Eurotiomycetes, Eurotiales, Aspergillaceae. The transcript has a single exon. The record is from RefSeq and is a predicted model, not a curated record. Bases 1 to 885 code for a protein of 294 amino acids.
AUGUCCUUGAAUAAGGAUUCUCCUCAGCCCAUGCCUAGUACGAAAGCUCCCAAGCGCAGCUUCGAAGAGAUGUUCGGCACAAAUGAUUGUGCAAUUGACGCAGAUGAUUGUGGAAUUGACUUCACCGAGAAGCUCCCUGACAUCACCACGUUCCUGUCUACGCCUGAGCCAACGGAUAAACUAGUGCAGACUUACAGGAAGCUGGAGAAACUGGUUGAACUUGUCACAGAAGGCAAGAGCCUGGCCAUCCACACUAACUACGCAAAGGCUCCACAGAAAGAGCUCGACCCAAUCCCCGAGGCAAUGAAAAGAAUGCUCUCAAUCGAGAUCGAGCAGUACAACGCCUGGCUUGCCGGUGCCGUUAUGCCCACCGUCGACUGGAAAAACAGCCACAAAACGGUUAUGCUGUCCAAGGACGAGAAAGCUCACUUUCAGCAGCAAGUUCGUGCGAUCCGAGAAAUUUACCAGAACCCGCGCAUCUCUCGCACAAACGCACACUGGUUCAUUUCUAACCUUCGAUAUGUGCUCCCUCUUAUUGAGGCAGUCGCGAUAGUGCGGCUUGUGCGGCAGGAGUAUGUCCGCGACGAAGAGGAUCCCACCGAGAUGGAACUCGCGGAGCAAGAAGGUCUCACCAAGAUGGAGCUCGCAGAAUUGGAAACAGCCCGCGGUAUAAUCGGGGUUACCACGGAUAUCCUGCAGAAGAGAGAACGCCGGGUGGAAUUGGAUCCUACCCUGCAGGAGAAACACCUGGCACUGGAAUGGGUGAUGGACUUGACCCGCGAAGCCUGUGGGAUUAUCCAGUUCCGUGUCAGCACAAUUCAUGAGAAGGCUUUGCGAUACAAGGAGAGGAACAAGGGUAUGGGUGUUGCCAGAGCUAAGGAAUAG